This is a messenger RNA of Camelina sativa (false flax), 1034 nucleotides long. The record is from RefSeq and is a predicted model, not a curated record. Lineage: Eukaryota; Viridiplantae; Streptophyta; Magnoliopsida; Brassicales; Brassicaceae.
AGACUCCCCUCACAUUCUCAUCUCUUCCUUCCUUCUCCUCUUUCUUUUCCAUCUCUCUCUCUUAUUUUUUUUUUCUCUUUAUCGCCGCCGCUUCUGUUACCUUUGAGCCGAUUUCGAUGAGAAUAACGUCUGUGAAGAAGCCUAAGAUGGUGGAUGAGUGGGUGGAGACGGCUUUAACAGACGACGUUAUGUUGGUGGAGCUUCUUCUCCGACUCAAACACGCCGGAACUGUUAAAUCCGAUAAUCAGGCGGUUAAUCUACCUGAAUUACGGUGGGGGAUUCGUCAACGGCGGUCACGACCUUCGAGAUUAGGAGGGGUGGUUAAUGUUGGUGGCGUCGGAGGUUAUCUGAAGAAGGAAACUGAUUCGGCUAGAGCUAGUCCGAUGACUCCUUUAUGUUGGAGUGGCGGAUCUGGUAGCGGCCGAUCUACUUCUCCUUCUACCGCAACCGCCGAUGGUUUUGAAGAUACUAGUCGUCUAGCUAGCUGCUCUACAUCCGGAUCUAAGGCAGUAAAUGAAUUCACCAGCUCUUGCUUUAGGAGAUCAAAGAAGAAGAAGAAGACAUUUUUCGAACUUAAAGACGCAGAGCACUUGCAUUUGAAGGAAAGACUUGACCUUGAAAAGAAGAUUGCAAAUGUGCAAGCAACCUACUUUGAACGAAAUGCAAAGAACCAAAGCUUGAAGAGAAGAAUUAAGCUUGCAUACGCAGAUCGAGGCAAGACAGAUCUGAUUAGUAGUAAAUCAAAUCUAGAAGAGUCUCGUAAACGUAGGCACUUAACGAUCAAAAACGAAGAGAAAGGUUUCUUCUUCCUCCCUGAUCUGAAUAUGGCUGCACCCACUGACGAAGACGAGACUCUGUACGGUACAAGCUAAAGAAAGCAGGAUAGCAGAUAGUAAAAAGAAUGGUGUUUUGCUUUUUUCGGUACAAGUAAGUGGUCGGGGGUGAUCGAGUAAGCGAGUUCACCUGCAUGUUUUUAUUAUCACUCAAGAAGGGUAGAAGAAGAUUUUAUAAAAAAAAAAAAAAAAAGGAAAAAA